Messenger RNA from Octopus sinensis (East Asian common octopus), 728 nucleotides. RefSeq lists its product as uncharacterized. Gene Ontology annotation, molecular function: chitin binding. Bases 109 to 585 code for a protein of 158 amino acids. The record is from RefSeq and is a predicted model, not a curated record. Gene Ontology annotation, cellular component: extracellular region. Lineage: Eukaryota; Metazoa; Mollusca; Cephalopoda; Octopoda; Octopodidae. The transcript is spliced from 3 exons.
UGCUUUUCUCGGGGUUUCCUCAGAGUCACUUGAGACGGCGGUUGUUACUCAUUGCAUAGAUUUUUGUCUUUCAUUUCUUCCGAAAUUAUCAACAAGACUAUAACCAACAUGUACAAGUACCUAAGCAUAGUGGCUAUCAUUGCUGCAAUCGUAGUAUUGGGCUACACAGAUGAGAGUAAUAUAUGCGAACGUGAACAUGCUAGCAGUAUGGCGACCUUCGUAAGGGACGCGAAAAAUUGCAGUGUAUACUCCAUUUGUGUUCUGGGUAGAUCCAUGGGUAAAAUGGCAUGUUCAUCUGGUUUAGUGUUCUCCAUUACUUACAAUGUAUGCGUCAGAAAGAAUCAGGAAAGAGACGACUGUAACAAAACAUCUAGUCUUGGUGGUAUUUCCGAUGACAAAUUAUGUGACGACUAUCCGAACGGAAACAACAGAAACCCAGAAAAUUGCCACAGUUACAUUCCAUGCUUUAACCACACUUCAAUGACUGUAAUGCAAUGUCCAGACCGGCUUCAUUUUAGUCUUAAGCUUCAGAGAUGUGUACUUGCAAAGGAAUCUGACUGCGAAAUCGAAAAAUCGAAAAAUUAAUACUAAGCUUACGUGGACACGGUUUUCUGACUUUUGAAAUUCUGUUGAAUGAAAACCCGGAUGAAUUCGUUUUGUUAUUAUUUCUUUAUCGAUUGUUUAUAAUAUAUUCAGUUUUACAAUAAACUACAAAUGCCUUCUGACCA